Messenger RNA from Paramuricea clavata, 610 nucleotides. The record is from the annotation of a GenBank genome assembly. NCBI's taxonomy places the organism in Eukaryota, Metazoa, Cnidaria, Anthozoa, Malacalcyonacea, Plexauridae.
AUGGUUUGUUUAAAAUCCCUAAAUCCCCCUUUAAAACCUGAUAAAGUCAAGGUAUGGAAGCGGGACCUUAGGGAAAGCUCGUUACAACCUUUUGGCCGCUGGAUAACUUCAUUUGAUUGGUCAGAUAUUUUUACUACAAAUGCGUGCGAAGAUAAUUAUGGAAAAUUUAAUGACAUAAUGAGUGAUAUGAUUGAUAUUUUACUCCCUUUGAAAAGAACUAAAGUAACUAAAUGUGACAAACCAUGGCUGACGUCAUCAAUAAAAGAGUUAAUUAUAAAACGUCAAAAAGCUCUCCAUUAUUAUGGGAAAAAUUCUGAUUCGUAUAAACUCUGGCGAAACCAAGUCCAGCAAUCAAUUAAAUCGGCCCGAUUUAAGUAUUAUGCCCAAUCAGUUGAGAAACUAAAAACUUCCAAUCCCUCAAGACGGUGGAAAGAAAUUAAGUCGUUGGGUGGUAUAUCUUCCAAAAGUUGUUGGUAUAAUCAACGACUUUCUAAUGAUAUUCCUAAUUGCCAUGACUUGGCUGAAGUAUUUAACUGUUUCCUUUCCGGUCUUACAUCACACUUUACUCCUUUAACACGCGAGGAAGAACAAUUGGAUUUCAAUGUACCAG